AUGAGCAAAGACUUGGUGAGCGGGUCCAUCCUGCACUGCCUGGAAACGGCGAGUUUAGGAAUGCCGCUGGAAGUAUGGAAAACGAGGAUGUGUGUGUACAGGAAUGAAAAUACUAUUAGAUCAUUCUGCACAAUUUACAAUAAAGGGGUUGGACAAUUCUAUGCGGGCUUCUACGCGAAACUAAUAGAGAGCUCCUCCAAAGGCGCCGUCUUGUUAAUAUCUAAAGAACACAUGAUAAAAUUUUGCAACAAUCUUAAUAUAAACCAAACGACAAGUGGUUUUAUCGGUGGAGCUGUCGGAGGCAUUUCCCAAUCCUUAGUGAUGACUCCGUGUACCUUUUUUAUAACUGCCAGUAUUGAUAAAAAAAUUAAUUAUAGGGAAAAACUUGCGGAUAUUAUAAAGAACGGAGGAUUUACAACCCUCUAUAAGGGGAACUGUGCCAUGUGUUUGCGCCAAGGGACGAACUGGGCAAGUCGGCAGGGAUUAACUGAGUGGGUGCGCAAUUUAUUUAUCGAGCGGAAGAGGAAGGCGGAGAGAUUACGGCAAACAGAGGGGCAAGUAGGGUUGAAAAAUGAAGUUAUGCAUAAGGGCAAUAAUUUUCAUCAAUCCACCCCAACGAAGGAUACCCAUUCGAUAGGGAAACAGGGAGAUACUCCACAAGAUUUAUCCCCCACGGAAGAGCUCCUUUGUGGUGUCCUUGGAGGAGCUCUAUCUGUCUGGAACAACCCCUUCGAUGUGAUUCGAGUGUACAUGCAGAAUAACGCCAAUAAAAAUAUCAACUUAACCUUCCUUCAGUCAUUUGUUAAUCUUUACCGGGAAGGAGGCAUACUCUACCUGUACAAAGGCGUCAUCCCUCGAUGCUUCUUGUGCAUCUGGCAAACCUUAUUUAUGGUUACAGGGAUUAAAAUACUGAACAAGUACUACUAG
Molecule: messenger RNA, 927 nt
Organism: Plasmodium knowlesi strain H
Lineage: Eukaryota; Apicomplexa; Aconoidasida; Haemosporida; Plasmodiidae
Product: citrate/oxoglutarate carrier protein, putative
Exons: 1
Coding region: 1-927 (308 amino acids)
Biological process (GO): mitochondrial citrate transmembrane transport; alpha-ketoglutarate transport
Cellular component (GO): mitochondrion
Molecular function (GO): tricarboxylate secondary active transmembrane transporter activity
Source: RefSeq, a predicted model, not a curated record